This is a messenger RNA of Bombyx mori (domestic silkworm), 405 nucleotides long. RefSeq lists its product as uncharacterized. The transcript is spliced from 3 exons. The record is from RefSeq and is a predicted model, not a curated record. Lineage: Eukaryota; Metazoa; Arthropoda; Insecta; Lepidoptera; Bombycidae. Bases 1 to 405 code for a protein of 134 amino acids.
AUGAUGGGAGACUUCAAUGCUCAAGUGGGCGUUCGAAAAGCCGGAGAAGAACAUAUAAUAGGGAAAUACGAAAAAGAUAAAGUUAUAAACGAAUUUAGGAAAGGGACAAUCAAAGAAAUAAGCCCAAUACUAGCUAUAUACGGGCAGUAUCCCAAGCCAGUGGGCAGAAUCACACAUAAUACUCCUAUCUUGAUAGAGCAGGGCAUUCAAAACGUUUAUAUAAACAUCAUCAAGAAGAUCUACAGCAAAAGUAAAGCAGGUAUUAGGCUGGAAUCUAUGGGAGAUGUUUUUCCAAUCGAAAGGGGCGUCCGGCAAGGUGACCCACUGUCGCCAAAGCUGCUUACAGCAGUGCUAGAACAAAUGUUCAGAAAAUUGGAAUGGGAACUGGGGCUAAAUAUUGGCUAA